AUGGUGGCAUGCCAAUGCCAGGAAAGUGGUAUGCCACCGCUGGGUGGUGGUAUGCCCAUGCCAGGAAGUAGCAUGCCCCCACCCAGUGGAGGUAUGCCCAUGCCAAUAGGUGGUAUGCCCAUACCUAGUGGUAUGCCAGUGGGAGGAGGUGGUAUGCCACCUCCAAGUACUGGUAUGCCCAUGGCAGGAGGUAGCAUGCCUCCACCAAGCAUUGGUAUGCCCGUGGCAGGAAGUGGCAUGCCAACCACCAAGCAGUGGUAUGCCACUGUCAGGAGGACAUUAUCCACCACAACCACUCGGAGGUGGAUAUCCUCCUCCUGCCGCUUCUGCUGGUUAUCCUCCUGCUCCAUUGACAGGCCACCUGUGACACAUGGCACUGUUAAACCUGCUACUAACUUUAGUGCAGAAAAUGAUGCUGCUGCUCUUCGGAAUGCUAUGAAAGGAUUGGGUACUGAUGAAAAGGCUAUUAUUGUUGUGUUAACUAGACGUUCCAAUGAACAGAAACAACAGAUUAAAUUAAAAUUCAAGUCAAUGUAUGGCAAAGAUCUUAUUAAAGAACUUAAGAGUGAGUUAAGUGGUAACUUCAGGGAAGUUAUUUUAGGACUAAUGAUGAAUCCAGCUGAAUUUGAUUCCUACAAUCUUCAUAAAGGCAUUGAGGGUAUUGGGACAGAUGAAGAUGCACUUAUUGAAAUAUUAUGUUCUAGAAGUAAUGAGGAAAUACAAAAAAUUAAAAAACAAUACAAAGAAGAUCAUAAAGUGGAACUAGAGAAAGAUAUUCGAGGUGACACUUCAGGACAUUUUCGUAGACUGUUGAUAUCAAUGACAACAGCUGCUCGAGAACCAGAUGGUCCUAUUGAUAGACAGAAAGCAAGGCAAGAUGCACAGGUAUUAUAUCAAGCCGGAGAAGCCAAAUGGGGCACAGACGAAGCAAAAUUUAAUUCAAUUUUGUGUGCAAGAAGUUAUGCUCAUCUCCGUGUGGUAUUUGAUGAAUACUCCAAAAUAUCCCGUUAUGAUAUUGAGCAAUCUAUAUCACGAGAAAUGUCCGGAGAUUUAAAGAAUGCCAUGAUCACUAUUGUUAAAUGUGUCAGAGAUAAAUCAGGAUACUUUGCAGAGAGGCUUUACAAGUCAAUGAAAGGUUUGGGUACUGAUGAUAAAACAUUGAUUCGAGUUAUGGUAUCUCGUUGUGAAGUGGAUAUGGUUGAGAUCAAAUCAGCUUUCGAAAAAAUGCAUAGGAAAUCUUUGGAAUCCUUCAUCAAGGGAGAUACAAGUGGAGAUUACAAGAGAGCACUGCUAGCUUUAGCUGGAGAAUAUUGA
Messenger RNA from Gigantopelta aegis, 1314 nucleotides. RefSeq names its product annexin A4-like. Gene Ontology annotation, molecular function: calcium-dependent phospholipid binding; calcium ion binding. NCBI's taxonomy places the organism in Eukaryota, Metazoa, Mollusca, Gastropoda, Neomphalida, Peltospiridae. The record is from RefSeq and is a predicted model, not a curated record. Gene Ontology annotation, cellular component: cytoplasm.